AUGGCACAUGACGUCCAAUAUCCAGAAGCAGCAGCCCGUGGCACGCUCGCUCUCCUAGAAACCCGUCUCCAUCGAUUGGAAUUCCUCCUCAGCGGCACCAGUAACAAUGAUGGGAUUCCACCUCCAACCGCAACAACACUUUCUGGCAGUGAGACAUUGUGGGCCAGGUUAGAUGCUCUCGAUGCCGCCCUUGUCAAGCUAAGAAGGCUCACGGGUACACCUGGGUCAGUUGUACGGGAUAUUGAGCAGCUCUCAUUAAUGCACCCUGAUCUUUUUGCCGGGACGGCUACUACAAUACCCAAGUCUGAGGAUACGAGUACGCUUGCCUCGAUUGUCCUCGCUCAUGCCACAUUAUAUCCCGAGACCGCAUCCAGAUUGUCCUCCCUACAAACAUUGCAAGUUCCACCCGCAGAUCAGAGUUCGAAACUGUUGUCGCUGGCGCCUAGGCUUGAAAAGCUCAGGCAAGAAGAAGACCGCAUGCAACAAGAAGUUCGAGAGCUGCGCGAGCGCAGUGCUAGAUGCCUAGAAUGGUGGGUCAAGAUUGGAGUGGUUGGAAUGGGAGAUAUGUGGGAAGAUUGGGAGAGACGGACGGCCGAAGUGGAGAGGAAUGUCAUCCGUAGGGAGCGCCGUGCAAAGGAACAGCAAGGCUACCUGUGA
Cladophialophora psammophila CBS 110553 is the source of this 657-nucleotide messenger RNA. RefSeq lists its product as uncharacterized. The transcript has 2 exons. Bases 1 to 657 code for a protein of 218 amino acids. Lineage: Eukaryota; Fungi; Ascomycota; Eurotiomycetes; Chaetothyriales; Herpotrichiellaceae. The record is from RefSeq and is a predicted model, not a curated record.